CUCUAUUGUAUGCUUAUGCAUUAUUUCCAGAAAAACUUUGAGGAGCCCAUGACUAUGCAUUGCAUGGAUGCCAGCAACGGGGUGCUCUUGCCCUUCUAUGACCCAGACACCAACAUGGUUUACGUUUGUGGAAAGGGUGACAGCAGCAUCCGCUACUUUGAAGUGACAGAUGAAGAUCCAUAUGUUCACUUCCUUAGCAACUUUGUCUCCAAGGAGUCUCAGAGGGGCAUGGGCUACAUGCCAAAGAGGGGCCUCGAUGUCAACAAGUGUGAAAUUGCAAGGUUCUAUAAACUGCAUGAAAGGAAAUGUGAGCCUAUCGUGAUGACUGUACCAAGAAAGUCUGACCUGUUUCAGGAUGACUUGUACCCUGACACGGCUGGGCCUGACUCGGCCCUGGAGGCCGAGGAUUGGUUUGAGGGGAGGAAUGGUGACCCCAUCCUAAUCUCUCUCAAAAAUGGCUACGUUCCAACCAAGUCCCGUGAUUUCACGGUUGUCAAAAGGAACAUUUUAGAUGCCAAGGUGCCCAAGAGCACAGAGAACUCUUCCUCGGCCCAGAAUGCAUCGUUUGUGAGUAUUGCUGCAUUACAGUUGCAUGCACUAUGAUUUGCACAAGGCGUACGGUACCUCGUUUCCAGUCAUUUAUUUAAUUUGGCAGGGCAUCACACUGGAAGCGUACUCAAGUUAGUAGUUGUGCUCUGCAUUGCAAUCGUGGCUCUGGCCUUGUGGUGUUGAGUUUUGUGUACUCUACGCCACGGUCCAAAAACACUGGCAUCUACGUGACUUGAGUGGUUAAGGGCGUCAUGAUCAGC
Messenger RNA from Hippocampus comes (tiger tail seahorse), 809 nucleotides. RefSeq names its product coronin-1C-like. The coding region runs from base 10 to 603 and encodes 197 amino acids. NCBI's taxonomy places the organism in Eukaryota, Metazoa, Chordata, Actinopteri, Syngnathiformes, Syngnathidae. The transcript has 4 exons. Gene Ontology annotation, molecular function: actin filament binding. Gene Ontology annotation, biological process: cell migration; actin filament organization. The record is from RefSeq and is a predicted model, not a curated record.